AUUUAACUCCUCUAAAAUGGACUCUAAGGCCUUCUCAAAAGCAGCCAAAGAACAGGAAUUAGUCUCUCAAACUGUAGCCUUUUGCCAGACUAUAAAAAUUUCAGACAAGGAAAUAGACUGAUUGUUAAAUGUUGGGAAGAAAAUAUUCUAUCUCGAUUCACGUCGAGACAUUCUGCCAAUCAGCGAUCUAAUUCUCCACAAAUGCUACAUCAAUCUCUUCCUUCACCAAUCCCACCUCCAAUCCUGCCUCUCCCGUCUCAACUUCCCUUUCCUCCCAAACUUAAAAAUCCAGACCAUUUCCUUCACAAAAUUCUGUACAAUCUCUUCCUGACUUCCAUCACUGGCUAAAAUCCUUCCUAGGGUCACCUCUUCCUUCAAACUCUGAAGGAUGAAGGUCACUUAUAAGCAAGUGGUCAAGGUAGUCUCAGCUUUGUGUAAAUGAUACAAUUUUGAGCUAAAUAAUUGUUUGAUUGAUUGUCCAAAAGUAGACUCAAAGAGUUCAUAUAAAGAUAAUUUGAAUAUAAAGAAAUUAUUCGGUGUUGAGCUAAAAGCUUUCAAACUCUGCCUUUGCUCUGAUAUAGAAGGAUCAUAUUUCUCACAAAAAUCCCCAUUGAUUGAGGCCAUCUUUGGGCUUAUCAAAGGAUCUUCUCUAGAGAACUCUUUAGAGAAGAUAUGGAUUGAUGGAGACCUCACUUCUGAAGAAUGGAGUGAUCUCAGAGAUAAACACGGACUAAACCAUAUCGAAAUUCAUGGUAAGGGGGUAAUUUUUAACACAUUUACAAAACUCCCGGCAGAAAGUUAAUACCUCUAGCAUUCAACUCUGA
Molecule: messenger RNA, 824 nt
Organism: Moneuplotes crassus
Lineage: Eukaryota; Ciliophora; Spirotrichea; Euplotida; Euplotidae
Source: the annotation of a GenBank genome assembly